Molecule: messenger RNA, 984 nt
Organism: Sebastes umbrosus (honeycomb rockfish)
Lineage: Eukaryota; Metazoa; Chordata; Actinopteri; Perciformes; Sebastidae
Gene: sptssa
Product: serine palmitoyltransferase, small subunit A
Exons: 2
Coding region: 98-304 (68 amino acids)
Biological process (GO): ceramide biosynthetic process
Cellular component (GO): serine palmitoyltransferase complex
Molecular function (GO): serine C-palmitoyltransferase activity
Source: RefSeq, a predicted model, not a curated record
CGUCAUACGCAACCAGGAAGUCCCCGACUAGGAAUCACGUAACAAACAGAGGAAACAACAACAGUUAGUAGUUAUUAAAGUUAUUAAAGUUAGAAUAAUGGCUCUGGGUGACUGUUGGAAGCAGUUAUCCUGGUUCUACUACCAGUACCUGCUGGUGACGGCGCUCUACAUGCUGGAGCCGUGGGAGAGGACCGUGUUCAACUCCCUACUGAUCUCCGUGGCCGGCAUGGCCGUUUACACCGGCUACGUCUUCAUGCCGCAGCACAUCAUGGCUAUCCUUCACUACUUCGAGGUCGUCCAAUGACACGAUGACCCCGUCCGUCCGUCUGUCCGCCUGCCCAUAGGUCCUGUCUCUCUCUGGCUUCCUGUGCGUCCAUCUACUUGCCGUCUCCUGGGCUCGAGGUGGCGAUCGUUUCCAACCGUGUUGAGGCAGAACUUCUCCUCCUCCUCCUCUUUUCUUCCAAAGCUAAUUCAAUAUCAAAGGUCAAAGCUCUGAACGUCGUGCUUGAGGUCACGUUGGAUGAUCUUAUUCUUCUUCACUGAAAUCGUUGGGAUUGUGAGCAGCGUCGGAGGCGAGGCCUCAGAAGAGGGUGUGGACUGUUUUUGAGGACGGAUGUCUGGUUGUGUGGAGCGAUUGGACUAUUUUGUUUUUAUUCCACUGAGACAUGAAACCAUUGUUGUCUUAGAGUUUUAUGCGGCGGCUGAUGGACAAUUGUCCUUUUACUCCAUUUUAUGAGCCAAAUAUGAUUACUAGAGCAGGAUCAGAUCUCUGGACGAGGCCUGAUCGUCACAGUAGCUGCUGUUAAAGGAACAACUUUUCAACCUUCUUCAACAUCAUUUUCCAGCACAGUAGAGGUAGUAGAAGGUGGAAGAACGGGUGGAGAACGGUGGCGUGGUAACCAAUCAUACUUGUCUUAUAUUUAUUGUAAGUGAAUGUAAUUAGCUCAUUAUUUGACUCCUGAAAUAACACUCCAACUAUCAGCA